AUGGGGUUCAGAGAUGUGCUUUUGUUAGGCUUCAUCCUUCUCCUCUCAGGUGAUAAUCUUUGUGCUGUGACACAAAAUUGGUUAAAUCCUAAUGAGGCUCUGAAUCAGAUUCCACAAGAAGAGAAAGAAGUGGCUUCAGAGUUGCCGAGAUCUGUGCAAACAAACAGAUCCGAGCAAAGCGAUCAUCCCUCUGUCGACUACAAGCUCAAGAGCAGCCUCCGUAAACAAACACUGCUCCAGCGUCCUGAGGCGAAAGAGCAGAUGCAAACUUUUCAAAACCCUCAGAGAUCUGAAACUGCAGGAGAACUGACCCCAGAACAGCUGCAGCCAAAGGCAGCUGUCCAAAACAUACCAGUCCUGGAACCUCCUGUCAAACAAGAAUCAAAGGUGUUGGUGAAAUUUGAGCAGUGGGUUCCUGUCGCCGCCGACAGCGUUGCAGUUCAAUGUGGUGAGGGAGGGGUCACCGUAAAGGUCAAACAGAACUUCCUAGGUAACGGUCAGUUGAUCCGUCCAAGUGAUCUGACCUUAGGAGGCUGCGCUGCCCAGGACGCCGCAGACCACAUCCUGCAUUUCCAGGCUGAUUUGCAAGAGUGCGGUAGCACGAAGACGAUAACAGAAGAUACCCUCAUCUACACUUUUUCCCUGAUUUACACUCCAACACCCAUUGGAAGCACCUUCAUUUUAAAGACCAACCCUGCUAAGGUGGAAAUUGAAUGCCACUAUCCAAGGAGGCAUUACGUGAGCAGCAAAUCCAUGAGGCCUACCUGGAAGCCAUUCGCCGCUUAUAAGCAAGCAGAGAACCAGCUGCACUUCUCCCUGCGCCUCAUGACAGAGGACUGGCAGUCGCAGAGGCCUUCCAGUGUGUACUUCCUGAGUGACGAGAUGCACAUGGAGGCGUCGGUCCUGCAGGGUCACCAUGUCCCGCUGAGGGUCUAUGUGGACAGCUGCGUGGCCACCGCAGACCCCGACCCCAGUUCGCAUCCCAGAUACGUCUUCAUCAGCAACCACGGGUGUUUAACUGAUGCUAAGCUGACAGGAGCCAAGUCUUACUUCAUGCCGAGAAAGCGCGAGGAUAAACUUCAUUUCCAGCUGAAAGCUUUCAGGUUCCAGCAAGAUCACAGGAAUUUGCUUUACAUCACAUGCAAAAUGAGAGCGACGACGGUCUCCGUUCCCUUCGACUCACAAAAUAAAGCUUGUUCGUUCCUGACUGAAGCCAACAGAUGGGUGGCAUCAGGUGGAGACAAUAAGGUGUGUAGCUGCUGUGAAACCAGCUGCAGUGCACAGAGAUGGAGAAGAAGCCUCGAAGCAGCAGAGGCAGAUGCUGAUGUGCAGGUGGAGGGGACGGCUGUCCUCGGCCCCAUCCUGUUGGAGGACACUCUGCAGACCGACCUGAUGGAACCAUCUGACCUUCAUACUGAGCUGCAAACGCAUCCUGAAGAGGCUGAUGCAGACUGCUCUGCAUUGAUAGCCCUGCUGUGUACUGUGGGUGCAGCGCUGGGUGUGGUUUUGCUGUUAGUAGUGGGGGCUAUUGCCUCCAGCAGACGAGGCAAAUCCACCGAGCGCUCUAGGAUGCUCAUCAUCAUCAUCAUACUAGACAUGGUCGCCCACCCACAGAUGUCUAACAGUUUUGGCGGCGCCGACACGAGUUGA
This is a messenger RNA of Sphaeramia orbicularis (orbiculate cardinalfish), 1650 nucleotides long. Its product is annotated as zona pellucida sperm-binding protein 3-like. Gene Ontology annotation, molecular function: acrosin binding. Gene Ontology annotation, cellular component: extracellular matrix. The coding region runs from base 1 to 1650 and encodes 549 amino acids. The record is from RefSeq and is a predicted model, not a curated record. Gene Ontology annotation, biological process: egg coat formation; binding of sperm to zona pellucida; positive regulation of acrosome reaction. Lineage: Eukaryota; Metazoa; Chordata; Actinopteri; Kurtiformes; Apogonidae. The transcript has 12 exons.